UAUGUAUGUAUGUAUGUAUGUAUGUAUGUAUGUAUGUAUGUGAGAGAGAUGAAGGUGGCAGUAAGUCAGACUGGAAUGGGACAUGGAGGUAGACGGCAGACUGAGUUAAUUACCAAGACGUUCAAAGCGGAGAGGUGAGAUCGGUCGGAAAGGAAGCGAUGCAAAGCGACUCGGGGAGCCGGGGAAUCCGAUUGAGACGUGAAGUUAAGUGUUACAUCAAAGGAAGGAGUUAGCACCGUGAGACUGAGUCUGUGCUCGGAGGUGAAUUGCUGCUGUCUGUGUUGCGGUUUCUGGUGUAACAACCUGUUAUGAGUGAAGACACAUGUUAACAGCUUGGCUUUAAUGUGCAAUUACGCUCUAAAUAUAUUGUGGGAAGGCGUUUAAUGGAACUGAAUGAACGCCUUUUUCUCUUGUGUCUAUUUAACAGUGCGGUUGCCAGAAAACUCUUCUCCACCCCCCCCCCCCCCCCAAUUUCUUGUUAUAGUGACUUCUGUGAGUCACCGUGGGUAUGACUAGGAAUGAGACGACAUAGGAUUUUUAAAGGGAUUCCAGUUUGUUUGAGUUUUUUGAUGAUUAUUAGGAUAAUAUCAUGAAUCGGAAUAAUUUUGGCCACGAUAGUCGUGAAAAAAAACAGUAUUUCAGCACCAGAAAGAAGUAAAAAACAGAUAUUAACUUGCAUGGUUUAACAUUUUGUCAUUGAGGAGGUUUGUGGUUGUUGUCCUACUACUCGUGUCGAGGUAGUUUGUCACCGCUGACAUCUACAGGCCGGCCAUGUUCAUGCCCGAUACCCCCCCAGUGACCUGUCUGUCCGUUACCAUGCCUGUAUUGACUCAGCUGUGAUGUUAUGAGCAGUGACGCCAAGACAUUCUACAACCUCUGCAGCCUUUCACACGUCAUCAGUCAGUAGAAAUGAAACUCUCUUUAUGAAUCACCAUCAUAAUGUUUUAUAGUUGGAAGUAUUGGGUAUUACUUGAUUAAAGUAUAGUGUUUAACCAGGACAGUUUAAAUCGUGCCAUACAUCGAUCUUUAAUGCUGCGGUUUUCUUCUUUCAUGUGUUGGCGUCUCUUAUGAUAUGUGAACACAUGAAUAACCUUUUUGUCCGCCACCGUAUUUCUGUUGUACAUCCUUCAGUAUAUUAGUGAACUCCUGAACUGAAACAACUCCUCUGUGAUCACCAGCAAGAUGUCUUUCGUAUCCAGUGAGCUUUGUUUGUGUCGUUGUUUGUUGAAAACCUCAUCAGGAUUCAUCAGCCUCGUCACAUUUUCUUCAUGACUUCGCCGUUUGUCCUCGUUAUUCAUCUUCCUGCGUUGUUCUCCGGUUCCUCUUUGUCUCCUUGUGUCUGUUGGUGUGCACGUCUCCGUCACGCUCCAUCUCUUUUGAUAAAUCCUCCUACUUAUCCUCCUGUUAACUGCUCUCUGUGUCUGUUGUUGUCUCUGUGUCUCUCUGCUCAAACGUCUCUCUUUCUGCACUAUUAGCGCUGGUUUAGUGAAGUCUCAGGUGUGUCCCACCAUUAAGUCAUUAAAUGGUAUCUCUGCAUCCUAAUGAAGCCGCCAUUUAAACUAGUAACUGUUAGCUAAUGCAAAGCCUAAUUCUAGGUGAAGUAGCAGCACUGUUUGAAAAUGUGUUUUAAUGGCAUGGACCCUUGUGGGACUGUUAACCGACAGACUAUAAUGCUAGACAGACCAAGCUUCAUCCAUUAAUGUCUUCAAAGUUUCCCAAAACCAUUCCUGCGCAUUGACCUACAGUGUGGGGAAGAUUAUCCCAGCGCUCGAAUGCCUUUGGGAAGCCCAGUCUCCUGUCUGUGGUCCCAAAUGGCCAGUCUGGGCUUUAUAGCCCAUUUUAUCAUUGAGGAUCGAGGGGGAACAGAGCACUCAGGCCCACAGAUAGUUAAUCUCAUUGUUGAGAUUGGAUGCAAUAAGUGAAGCAGAGUUCGGGUUUAUAACAGAAAGAUAAUAUGUUUUGACUGGUUUUGCUUUCAGGGACUUGAGUUGGUCUACAGAAAGACAAAUAUCGUUAAAAAAACUAACUGCAGAGCGGCCAUUUAUGUGUCCAUUGACAUAUGUUCCCUCAUUAAUGGAUGGGUGGAGGGAAAGCUCCUUUUUUGGGUGCUAUACUUUUAUGAACUGUAUGACGUUGUGUUAGCUUGUUGGUCUUGGAAAAAAAACACACAAAUGAGAAUUCAUAUCAAUGUCUCUUCAUUAGAACUAGCUUUUAUUCCGAUAUGGCCUAAUCCUUUCAAUUCUAACCACACAUUCUUAGUCUCAGUCGGUGAUACUAACUGAUAACUGAAUGAACAACUCGGUCCGUUUGACUGUGACGCAACAUUUAGAGGCGGCUUGAUCCUCCACGAUUGUGCCCUCUCGUUGACAUGAUAGAACUGUACAGCUGAAGGAGCCUCGCACAUUCAUAUUUAAUCUCCUAACUCUCAUCCUUAAUGCAUGAGGAGAAUGGGAGACCCCCUAAACCCCCUUGCCCCCCCCCACGGCUCAGCCCACUGGGAGCGGGAAAGAGGAGGAUUAGAGCAGGAUUAAGUCUGUGGUGUGAAUGGGAGCCACGAGACCGCCACAAUUAUUCACUCCCCCCUCCUUCCAUCCCUCCCUCAUACACUCACAGAAACUCAUGAACUCCCUCUGUCUGUUUUUGCUCUCUUUCAUACCUCCAAAACACACACUUUUGAGGACCUUUCCCUUUCAUAUCUAACUGUAAUCUCAUCCCUUAAGUCUUUUUCUUAAUUAAUAAAUUAAACAAAGUAAGCUUGAGCCAAUUGAUAGAAUCAGUGAUUCAGCCUGUGAGAGAACAGGAAACGCUCUUCCUCCUUGAUGUUAUAACGUUUUGAACUCGCCGUCGCUCUACCUCUCUUUGCUGCUUCCACAGCUGCCAAAUGUUGCGCGAGCACAGGGCUCCUUACUUUAAUGUGCUGUCGUAAUCCGAAGGAAGAUGCAAGGAACAUUAACGUAAAAGUCACCACCUGUCUGGAUGAUGAAAAGUCAAUACUGUAACAGCUAGAUGGAGCCAGCAAUGUAGCAUUUUAUGUCUGAAAAGGUCUCACCCAAGAUGUCAAACUUUUCCAUUACUUCCUAGAUCGCCUGCUUCUUUUACGGGGCUCUUCCUUAUUGCAGGUCUUGCGUUACCAAAUAUCAGUAUCAGCAACUCUUGCUGUAGGAUUUCUAAACGCUUGUUUCCUCUAUGAUCUUGACAAGAUGAAGGUCAGGCUAUUAAAAAUACCAUAACUUUCAUCCGUUCGGGAUCCUCGUGUUCAUCCGUUCGGGAUCCUCGUGUUCAUCCGUUCGGGAUCCUCGUGUUCAUCCUUUCGGGAUCCUCGUUUUCAUCCGUUCGGGAUCCUCGUGUUCAUCCGUUCGGGAUCCUUGUUUUCAUCCGUUCGGGAUCCUCGAUAGUGUUGCCUUGUAUAUUGGAGAGAUAGCUUUUGUUGGGAGUAAUGAACUGAUGUGAAACGGGUCAGAUACGACAUGAAUACCACUUGUCAGCUUGCUCUAAAAUCAGCUGUUUCCCAGGAAGACCCACAUGUUCUAAGCUUAUUGCCUGAAUAACACAUUUAAGGUUUUUUCAUGAAGUGGAGAAUUAUGUUCUGAAAAAAAAAGGUCAAACUAUCUAAAUAAUAAUUAUCUAAUUUAAUGCUGGAGCUCCUGGUCAACUCAGCUGCUUCACGUGUUAAUUUCUGUGUCUUUGCGUGUGGAUUUGGCUGAAUGUAUUAAAUGUUAGCAGGGUGGGAGCUUCAUCAUCGCUGCCUCAUAACUGCUCCAUCACACUGAAAUCGAUAAGUAUUUACCUGAUGAUGAAAUUAGCAAUCACUCUCUGUCUCCCACUCCAGCCCCUCUCGCUUCAUCCGUCUCUGCUUAUUCACACAGAAACACAACAAACUAGUAGUGACGAGUGCUGGUCAACAGCAGAACGAGUGCAGAGAAUUCUACUUAUGUGUGAUGUAGUCGAAAACACAAACAGUCUGGGAUUAGGUGUUGCCUGCCGUUCAAUAUGUGAAACACACAAUUCAUUACGCUGCUGUUCCUAAUGGGAAAUGGAUUUCACUUAAAUACUCCUUAAGUCACACUAAGAGAUCUGUGAGUCAGUAUGUGUGUGAAAUUAGAAUCCUACUGUCUAAGUGUUUGCAGAUGGCAAACACUUAGACAGUAGGAUUAUCAUUGAAACAUGGGAGCAAAUGUAUGAAUAUGUAUGUGGCAUACUUCAUCACUGAAAUGGGGAGGGGGGAGCGGGGAGCGUUAAUGUUUAAAGUUUAUAGAUGCUAACUUGUUUUUACUCUGAAGUGAUGUUAGCACUAUUCUGCUGGACUGUAGGAAUGAUUUAUAGAGGAAGUCUAAUGAUAGAUAAAUCUUCCGGUAGAUUUGUUUUUUCCCCAAAGAAUUUGGAGAAUCCAAAAAAGAUGUCCGACUGUAAACGUAGUGGACUGAGUGGUGAAUAGGGAUCUUAUUUGUUGAUCUUAUCGGAUCCCCAUUAGCUUCUGCCGUAGCAGUUGCUAAUCAUCCUGGUGUCCAAAUAAAACCUGAAUGCAAUCGUGGAAUCAAUAUCCAAAAAACAAUUUAAAAUGGAUAAUGCUGGUGUGUAAAUCCAGCGUACAGCGUUCCUCUUUUAACGUGCCACACAUUAAGAACAAGCCAUUGAACUUCUCAGACCCCACCCCUCAGUACUGUGUUUCCCUGUGGGUUUGGGGGAACAGGGGAGUGGUGGUGGUGGGGGUUUAAGUGCUGAUGGGGUCGCACAGUACAACAGGCCUAUUAGAAGAGAGUACUGAGGGGGCAGCACCCCCCAGACUCUACGUCUUUAAUAUUGCAUGUUGGCACCGCGGCUCCUCGCAGCCUCGGCUAGCUUCACACAUCCAGUUUGUCUUGACGUGUCUUUGCAUGAGCAAGUGUUGGUGUGUUCAGUGUUCGGCCGGCGAGUGGCGAUGGAGGAGGCGUGCUGUAGGUUUACCCGUUGUCGCAGGAGGACUUCGUCUCUCACCCUGGUACUGCCCCGAUCCAAACUGGUAAGACCUGAGAACUAGAGGAUCAGAGGGAACGCCAAGAACGAUUGGCGACCUGCACAGGAAAUAGAGGUGAAAACCAGCUGCCUGGCUUUGUAGGCAACCGUUACUGAUGUAGUGCUGGAGAUAGGUCUUGGUCUUAAGUCCACUUCUUAAAGGUCUCGUCUCAGAAUGGUCUCAGACAAAGGGGACUCUGGAUUUUAUUUCACGACCAGUCAAGUCCACAGCUGCAGGGAUAUCACUAAACUGCCUGAUUUAUUUGUUGACAUCAUUACUGUCAUGGCUCAUUGAAAUCAAAGGAACAUUCCCACAGUUAGAAUUCCCUUCAGCAAAGCCUUUUGUACACUAUAUACACACAUACACAGUAUAUAUGGCGGUAAAAGAGGUGAAUGAAGAGGAAUCUUUGUCAUUAUGUAAAUGUGGAUCUUUGGUUUGUGUCUAUGGGUUGUCAUGCAGUGUGGGACUCUGUGGGCACUGGUCUGGUCUCAACCACUCACAGUCUUGGUCUGGACUACUUCACUGGUAAACCCCAUUUUUAACUUCCUCAAUCAGUCACUGAAUAUUGUUUCUUUCACCUACAGUGUCUGGGUGUAGUGGACCAGUUCUGCUAACCCUCUCCAGCCUUGUGUUGGUAAAUGAAGGAUGUAAUACUGGGACUGGACCUUUGCUUGAUCUGCUUGUACACAUUGGAUAAAGGUGCUUCGUUACGUUGGCUGACUCUUUAGAUGAUUCCAGCUUUGCAGGGCUUGUAAUCUUUAACGCUAGAGGCUCUUCUCUUCUUCAGUAAGACUUUGUGUCACAACACUUCUACUGAGUUGUCCUCUGCUGUGUGUUUGGGGAUUCUUUUUAUGUUCUAAAUGUAAAUCUCGCUGAUGGUAGUAACUCACUUACCGAGGUGGUCAGUUAAUUAAUGAUGUAAAUCAGUCUGUUCAUUAAGAGAAGAGAGUUUCACAUCUGGAUUUGAUGAUUUGUUUUUACACACAAGCUGGGAAUUAAAAUGAGUUUCGUUUUUGUUAGUUGGUGCAAAGCUUCAGAUUGAACUUAAUGUGAUUUAAGGACGUAUAACUGGGACGCACAGAUAUAAUAGUAAGUAACGUCCGGUCUCUCUCCGUGGUGCUGGAACAUUCAAACCAUGUCUCCCUUAUUUUACAAUCCACUUAAACACACAAAUACCACUAGAAAUAUUAACUGUUUAUAUUAACAACCGAGCAACAUCUUUGCAACCACGUUACAGACCAGCAUCAGUGAGCUACCAAAUAUUCAGCAGAACCAGCCCAGCUCAAGCAGCUCGCACAUAUGACUGAAUUUAGCCUGUUUUUGUUGGAAAUUAUUAUUUAUUAGCCAUAAUUUAACAGUUUGAACUGCUUUACAUUACAAUAAUUAGGUUGUGUGUGGUCAGUCUGUGCGUGAUGGUAGGUUAAAGGUGGUGUAUUGAUCUGGGGACCUUUUGGUCCUUUCUGUUGUCAGUGAAAGUUUCUUUAGCUUUUCAGAAGUCAGUCGGCUGCUUGACUGACGUCUUUGUCUCUUUCUGAAUCUGAGGGGUUUGUUUGUGAAUGAGCUCUAUGCAAUUCAGAUUUUUGGAGUGUGCAAUGGUCGUGAUAACAAAAUGGAAACAAAUGAAUUUUGCCUUGUGCAAAUUGUCUUCUUAUCGUGAAGUAAACAAACGGACGGCGUUUGAGUGUCCUUGUGUGCACACACAGGAAAUAACGUGUAAGCUGUCCGCAUAAAAGAAAGCCAGACGAGCCGUCUUAAUAGGACAGCCACUGCUUCAUCGCUCUGCUUAGGUCACUCCAACAAUAUACAACCAGCCUCCCACUUCGUCUGUCCAUCAGAAAUCAUAUCAACCUCCAGACCCGGGUGAUCAUUUACAGCCGUCUGAAGUGUCUUCAGCUCCGUCCUUCCUGUUAAUUAUCUUGGAGUGUAACAUGUCAAACAGUGCCAAACCAGCUUUGGCUUUUAGGCUGAUGAAACGUGUGUGUGUGUGUGUGUAAGUGUGAGUGUCGGUGUGUUUGUUUGCCUCUGUUGAACUCACAUCCUCCUCUCUAUUUUUUUUCUCAUUCCGCCUUUCUACGACUUCCUGUCUGUCUGAACAGCUUCCUGCUGACCUCAAUAAGAUGCACCUAACAGACCACGCCCAUCAGCAGGUGAUGCACAUGCCUCCCAGCCAAUCAGGAUGCAGCAUCGCCAGCGACUCGGGGAGCAGCAGCCUGUCAGACAUUUACCAGUGUUGGCCCGAUGAAUACAUGAGAAAAAAUUCCUUGAAGACUCAGAAAUCAGAGGCCACCGAGAGCGACCUGGGGGACGUGGACCUGUCCGGACUUCCAGAGGCUGCGGUGGACAGCGAGGAAGAGGAGGAGGAAGACGAGGACCUGGAGAGAGCUUCAGACACUCUUCUGGGCCGAGACCUGGUCCGAGAGUGUCUGGAAAAAGACCCGGCCGACCGCAACGACGACGACAUCGAGCAACUACUGGAGUUCAUGCACCAGCUGCCCGCCUUCGCCAACAUGACCAUGUCUGUGCGGAGAGACCUGUGCAGCGUCAUGGUGUUUGAGGUGGUGGAGCAGGCUGGCACGGUCAUACUGCACGACAAGCAGGAGCUGGACCUCUGGUACGUCAUCCUGAACGGGGCCGUUGAGAUCAGCCACCCGGAGGCCAGAGUGGAGACUCUCUGCAUGGGCAACAGCUUCGGCAUCUCGCCCUCUCUGGACAAACAGUUCAUGCACGGAGAAGUCCGCACCAAGGGGGACGACUGCCAGUUCGUCUGCGUCGCCCAGGAGGACUACUGGCGCAUCCUCAACCAUGUGGAGAAGAACACGCACAAGGUGGAGGAGGAGGGCGAGAUCGUGAUGGUGAAGGAGCACCGCGAGCUCGACCGCAGCGGCACCAGGAAGGGUCACAUCGUCAUCAAGGGAACCCCGGAGCGCCUGAUCAUGCACCUGGUGGAGGAGCCGUCGGUGGUGGACCCGACCUACAUCGAGGACUUCCUGCUCACCUACAGGACCUUCCUGUCUAAUCCCAUGGAGGUCGGCAAGAAACUGCUGGAGUGGUUCCACGUGGACAGCCUCCGGGACACGGUAACGAGAAUAGUGCUGCUGUGGGUCAACAACCACUUCAAUGACUUUGAGGGCGACCCAGCCAUGACGCACUUCCUGGAGGACUUUGAGAAACAUCUAGAAACCACAAAAAUGAAGGGCCACUUGCGGCUGCUGAACAUCGCGUGUGCAGCCAAGGCGAAGUGGAGGCAGAUCACCCUGCAGAAGGCGUCCAGGGAGUCGCCGCUCUACUUCAGCGUGCAGGGCGGCAGCGAGAGAGGCUUCGGCAUCUUCGUCGAGUCGGUGGAAGUGGGGAGCAAGGCUGCAGAGGCCGGACUCAAACGUGGAGAUCAGAUCAUGGAGAUCAACGGUCAGAACUUUGAGAACAUCUCCUUCUCCAAAGCCGUUGACAUCUUGAGAAACAACACACACCUCUCUCUCACAGCCAAGACCAACAUAUUUGUCUUCAAAGAGCUCCUCAGCAGGAUCGUGCACGAGAAGAAGAACGGCGGCCCUCACAUUCCCAAGAUCCAGGAGAAGAAGGGAAACCGCUUCUCCAUCGCCGACCUCCCCGGAGACAUGGAGUUCCCCUCGGACCACAAGAGCACCAGGAAGAUGAAGGCCAACACCGUGUCAGGAGGACGGAACAAGAUCCGGAAGAUGCUGGAGAAGACGCGCUUCAGCAUACUGCCGCCCAAACCGUUCAGGGGCCUGUUUGGUGAUGGCGGCGUGGGUCAGUCUCAGGACGACAGCAUUGUGGGUACCAAGCAGUGUCGGCACAGCGUGGCCAUCAUGCCCAUCCCCGGCAACCUGUCGUCCAGCAGCCCCGACCUGCUGCACCCGGCCACCAGCGUCCUCGACUUCUCCAACCCCGCAGCCCUGGGACUCUACUACAUCCCAGACCAGGUGAUCCGGGUGUUCAAGGCCGACCAGCAGAGCUGCUACAUCAUCAUCAGCAAGGACACCACCGCCAAGGAUGUGGUCGCCCACGCUGUCAAUGAGUUCGGCCUCCUCGCGGCGCCCGAGACCUACUCCCUGUGCGAGGUGUCCGUGAGCCUGGAGGAAGUCAUAAAACAGCGGCGUCUGCCAGACCAGCUCUCCAAGCUGGCUGAUCGCAUUCAGCUCAACGGCAGGUACUACCUGAAGAACAACAUGGAGACGGAGACGUUGUGUUCGGACGAGGACGCUCAAGACCUCCUCAGAGAGAGCCAGAUCUCUCUGCUGCAGCUCAGCACCAUGGAGGUCGCUGCCCAGCUCUCCAUGAGAGACUUUGAGCUCUUCAGGAACAUCGAGUCCACAGAAUACGUGGACGACUUGUUCAAGCUGGACUCGUCGGUGGGAAGUGGAAACCUGAAGCAGUUCGAGGUGGUGAUAAACCAGGAGACCUUCUGGGUCGCCACGGAGAUCCUGAAGGAGCCCAACGCCCUGAAGAGGAUGAAGACCAUCAAGCACUUCAUCAAGAUCGCCCUGCACUGCAGAGAGUGCAAGAACUUCAACUCUAUGUUCGCUAUUAUCAGCGGCCUGAACUUAGCGCCGGUGGCUCGGCUGCGCUGCUCGUGGGAGAAACUGCCCAGCAAGUACGAGAAGCUGUUCGUGGACCUGCAGGACGUGUUCGACCCGUCCAGGAACAUGGCCAAGUACCGCAACGUCCUGAGCAGCCAGAGCAUGCAGCCGCCCAUCAUCCCGCUGUUCCCCGUGGUCAAGAAGGACCUCACCUUCCUACACGAAGGCAACGACUCCAGCAUAGACGGCCUCGUCAACUUUGAGAAGCUGAGGAUGAUCGCCAAGGAGAUCAGACACGUGGUGCGGCUGACCUCGGCCAACAUGGACCCGGCCCUCAUGUUCAGACAGAGGUCUCUGAGUCAGGGCAGCACCAACUCCAACAUGCUGGACGUGCAGGGCGGCGCCCACAAGAAGCGAGUGCGCCGCAGCUCGCUGCUCAACGCCAAGAAGCUGUACGAAGACGCCCAGAUGGCCCGGAAGGUGAAGCAGUACCUGUCCAACAUGACGGUGGAGAUCGACGAGGAGAAGCACCAGAUCAUGUCGCUGCAGUGUGAGCCGGCGUACAGCACCUUAUCUAAGAACCUGAGUGAGAGACGAUCCACCAAGUCGGACAUGUCUCCGGUGUCUCUGCGCUCGGCUCUGCCCUCGGGGAGAACGCAGAACAGGGUCUCUCAAGUCCUUCAGGUCCAGGUCCCUCUGAUGCCUCUACGAAAGAAGAGCACAGCCAAGGACAUCGGCCCUCCUACCUCCAACUCUCCCCAGGUGGUGAAGAAACCUCCCGUGAUCUCGUUGGAGGAGUGGAGCUCCAAGAGGCCGUCUGACGACAGCGUGUCCAUGAUCUCCUCCCUUCACUCCAGCCCCACGGUGUCGCCUCAGGGCUCCCCGCGCAAAGUGGGAGGCGUGGUCAAGUCCCAGAACUGCAGCCAGAUGAACCUGUCGGGAUCUUCUUCGUCUCUGACCAGCGACGCCAGCACGAAGGCCGGCACCGUCAGCCUGCGGAGCUACGGCAUAGGUUACGCUCUCCUCCCGCUCGGCAAAGCAGACAACCUGUCGGACUCGAGUCACAGCGAGAUCUCGUCCCGCUCCAGCAUCUGUUCGGUGGACUCGGUGCCGGCUCCCGGCUCUGACGAGCGCUGUAACAGCAGCAGGAUCUGUGCUGCUGCAACGACUACCUACACGACUCCUGCACCAGCUGCCGAGAGCACGGCAGCAACGCAUGCACACUUACAUUCUGACAACCAGCCCAGCACAAGCAGCUCCUCGUCGUUGGCUCGAGGGUUCGUCUCGCGCGGCUCCACCUUCACCUCCUCCAUCUCCACAGAGGAGCUGACCCCAGACCACGCCUCCCUGGACUCCGUGGCCGACAGCGGCCGCGGCAGCUGGACGUCCUGCUCCUCCAACUCCCACGACUCCUUCCAGAGCCUCCCCGCCUCCUCCUGCCGGCCCUGGGACCACGGCAUCCACGGGCACCCGCUCUCCCUGCCGCACACGCACCUGGGCGGCUUCAAGCACGCGCAGCCUCCGAUAGCGGAGGUCGAGGCCGCCGCCGCCGCCGCCGCCUCCUCCAGGCACCACUCCAGGGGCUCCGGCUCGGACCUGUCCAAUCAGUCGAGGCAGAGCUGGGCGUCGUCCGGCUCGCUGUCGGACACCUACGAGGGGAAUUACGGGACGAUAAAGCGGAGAAACACCUCGGAGCACCCCUCCUCGCCCACCGAGGAGGAAGGAGGGCAGAGCACAGACCCCGUCUACAAAACGGUGACGUCGAGCACAGAGAAAGGCCUCAUAGUGUAUUGUGUCACAUCCCCCGCCAAGGAUGAGCGUUACCGAGCUCCCCCUCCCACCCCUCCAGGCUACCAGGGUCUGGCUCUGGGGGAUCUGGGCCUCACAGACGGAGUAGUCCCCCUCCCCAGGCCUCCUCACCUCAGACCUCCGGACUACAGCGUGGCCCUGCAGAGGAGCAAGCUCCUGCAGAGCCCCGGAGCGGCCGGCGGUCUGGCCGAGGCUCGGAGGCUGGCCGGUAACCAUCACCUCCACCACCCCCACCAGGAGGCCCGGACAGCCGGGUCCACGCACUCCAGACCGCCCAGCAUCUGCCUCCCAACGCAGGAGCUGGCCGAGAGCGAGGACGAUGAGCAAGUGUCAGCGGUGUAAAGACGGAGAUCUCUCUCACACACACACACACACACACACACACACACACACACACACACACACACACACACACAGCCCUGUGUGAUGUCACCGCGGACCACAAUGCACCUCUCGACGGGUCAUGUGACCUCUCCUCUCAUCUCCAGACUUUUACAAUCAUCUCUUUUUAAAACCCGUUUCACAAAACAAAAGAAGAAAAGAAACUUUUUAAUAAACCUCUUGAAUGAAGCCGAAAAACGGUCGACGGACGUCAACAACAA
This is a messenger RNA of Anarrhichthys ocellatus (wolf-eel), 11942 nucleotides long. RefSeq names its product Rap guanine nucleotide exchange factor (GEF) 6 (gene rapgef6). Gene Ontology annotation, biological process: small GTPase-mediated signal transduction. The record is from RefSeq and is a predicted model, not a curated record. Lineage: Eukaryota; Metazoa; Chordata; Actinopteri; Perciformes; Anarhichadidae. The transcript is spliced from 27 exons. Gene Ontology annotation, molecular function: guanyl-nucleotide exchange factor activity; protein binding. The coding region runs from base 7111 to 11682 and encodes 1523 amino acids.